This is a messenger RNA of Caenorhabditis briggsae, 1389 nucleotides long. Gene Ontology annotation, biological process: chitin catabolic process; cell wall macromolecule catabolic process. The record is from RefSeq and is a predicted model, not a curated record. NCBI's taxonomy places the organism in Eukaryota, Metazoa, Nematoda, Chromadorea, Rhabditida, Rhabditidae. Bases 1 to 1389 code for a protein of 462 amino acids. The transcript has 4 exons. Gene Ontology annotation, molecular function: chitinase activity.
AUGACUCGCAUCAGGCUUGUCAUUCUGGCAGUGUCUGUCUUCCUAGCACACAAUUCAAUUGUAACGGCGAUCGAUUAUGGAAGUGCAAGCGCGUGUCCCAAAGCUGCCAAAUACGGAACGGGACCUCCAGAAUCAUGCACUGAACCAACUGAUCCCAACAAUAUGCCUGCAUCAGAACUAGAAUCUUGGUUUACAAAGGAAAUGUUUGAAGAUCUAUUUCCAUUCGCAAAUCUUGGAUGGGGACCAGUCAGCUGUUGGCCAUAUUCUUAUGAGGCUUUCAAGAUUGCUUCGAGAUAUUUUCCAGAGUUUGGAACAUCAAUUAAUGUGACUAAUACGGUGUAUACUGCUGAUGAGAACAAGAAACGAGACUUGGCAGCUUUCUUUGCCCAUGCGGUUCAAGAAACUGGAGAGAAUAAUAUUGCUCUUUACGACACACUUUCUGAUCAAGAUGCUUCGAAUUGCUUCUAUCGUGGAGGUUUCUACAAUUGGUUUGAAGGUGGACCAACCAGCAGUUUCUUGGAUCCAAAAACUCCCGGAUACACUCCAGCCGAUGGAAGCUCAUGUGCUUCUGCUGGUCAAUAUUGCUCAGCUUCCUCACAAAUUACCUAUUUCUAUCCAUGCUCAAAUGAAACAGUUGAGAACACUGCAGCCCCAUACAAAGGAUGCUAUUUCGGUCGUGGUGCCAUUCAGAUCUCAUACAACUAUAACUACGGACAGUUCCAAGAUUGGUUGAAAUCGGUGAACAUCGAUGUGGAUUUGUUGAAUGAACCCAAUCUGGUGAUGACUAAAAUGGAUCCACCACUUGCUGUUUUGGCUUCCUUGUGGUUUUAUAUGACUCCACAACCUCCGAAGCCCGCUAUGCAUGAUAUUGUGAUGGGCAACUGGAACAGUGGAGCCAAGAAUCAAGUUGCUGGAUACACUGGGCCAAUCUUUGGACCCACUUCUCUUAUCAUUAACAAUGAGUGCUCAGGAGAAGAUCCAACAAAUCCAGGAGGACCAGGAGAGUCCAGAAGAAUCAAGGCAUUCAAAUGGUUCUGUGGAUACUUCGACGCUCCAACUGGACCGGAAGAAACUCUUUCAUGCAAAAGUAAGAGUGUUUUUGCAAAUGAAAAUCUAAUAAUUGCUAUUUCAGAUAUGCCAGUUCCAUUAGACCAGAUAUUCUAUAACCUGAGUUUUCAACCAGAUUGGUCUUCCACUUGGAAAGAAGUUCCAUGCACAUGUGCUCCUGCCAGUUAUGGAGGACUCAUCUUCUACUAUGACCCAGAUUAUUAUCCAGACAGUUUUGUUGCUCAAAAUGACUAUAAUCGUCUGAAAUGCAUUGCGAGUAUCUACGCGAAUCCAUCCAUGUACUCCAUGGAUAACAAAACAUCUCCAUGCCUCAACUAUUGA